Colius striatus (speckled mousebird) is the source of this 679-nucleotide messenger RNA. RefSeq names its product piercer of microtubule wall 1 (gene PIERCE1). The record is from RefSeq and is a predicted model, not a curated record. Bases 79 to 450 code for a protein of 123 amino acids. NCBI's taxonomy places the organism in Eukaryota, Metazoa, Chordata, Aves, Coliiformes, Coliidae. The transcript has 3 exons. Gene Ontology annotation, cellular component: axonemal microtubule. Gene Ontology annotation, biological process: axoneme assembly.
GCCCGGAGCCGCCGCAGCCCCGCCCGCAGCGUCCCGUCGCCGGGCAACGCGCGGCCCCUCGGCCCGGUGCCGUUCGCCAUGGCCGACCCGGAGGCCGCGGGCAGCCCCCGCACCAGCGACUGGUACCGCACCAGCCCCGGCCUGCCCGCACGCUUCCAGCAGCCCGCCUGCUUCCGCGGCUACGGGAAGCCGGAGCCUCACCCCCGCUACCGGACCACGAACCAGACCUACGGCAGCAGAGCCCCCACGGUGCACGAGGUGCCGACCUCCUUCCACGUCACCUCGCACGCGUUUUCCAACGCUCUGGCACCGUGUGGCAUGUACAGAAAUAAUGGGCUCAACACCUCCCUGGAGAAGAGCCACGUCACCGGCACUGCCAACUUCAUCACUGCCAGUGACCACCUCAACUUCCAGCCCAGCUACAACCCCAGCUCCCCGUCACACUGUUAGCCCUGUGGCGGUGACAACGCUGGGGUGAAGCUGUUGGAGUUUACUGCUUGCUGCCUAGAUGAAAACUAACCCCCCAAACCAACAGGAGCAACAACAGCACUGACCUUACCCUGAAUCUGUCGCUAAGCCUCAGCUGGAGGCAUCACGGGAGGCACUGCAAGGUUGUGGUUUGGCUGCUGAACCAAGUUUGGAGGCUAUUUCAUCAAGAAUAAAGCUGGGUUUUGUUACA